Messenger RNA from Fusarium vanettenii 77-13-4, 3462 nucleotides. RefSeq lists its product as uncharacterized. The record is from RefSeq and is a predicted model, not a curated record. Bases 1 to 3462 code for a protein of 1153 amino acids. The transcript is spliced from 6 exons. Lineage: Eukaryota; Fungi; Ascomycota; Sordariomycetes; Hypocreales; Nectriaceae.
AUGUCAACCAAUAAUGCAACAGAAGAUUCAUUCGAUCAGGCCCAGCAGAGGUUCCGCAAGGACCUCCGUGAUCCCGGUCUGUACAACGAGAUCUUGACGGCCAAGUCCAUUAAUGAGGUCUACAAGGCGACAUCCGACAUCCAAGCAAAGAUGGGACCACAGGGCAAGAUGCGACACUUGGCCAAAAUCAAACCCCUGCUCGACCGCCUCACAGAGUAUGCAUUGGUGAUCGAGGUCUUCAUGCAAGCUAAACCUGAAGUGAUUGCCCUGAUAUGGGGCCCCAUCAAGAUCAUCCUGCUAUGGUCUAGUCAAAUCAGUAGCGUCCUCAACAAGAUCUCGGAUACACUGGAGAGCGUUGGACACGCCUUGCCACAGUUUGCGGUACUGGCGCAGACAUUUGACUCCAAUGACGUUGUCAAGGACGCAUUAACCUUGUUCUACUUGGACAUUUUGGAUUUCUAUCGCAUCCUAUUUGAUUUCUUCCGCAAGACUCGUUCACUGAUUGACCUUUCGAUGACAGGGUGGAAGCAGAUUUUUGACGUGAUAUGGGAGGGACAGCAGAAGAAGCUGGACGUCGUAAUCGACAACUUUCAGAAACAUUCGAAUCUACUGCGGAGCGAGGUGACUAUCCUAGACAUCCAACAAGCAAGAGAAGAUCGGCUUCGUUCAUCAGAACACUUUACCAGAGCAGAGGCCUUUCAGGAGCUCCAAAAAUACCUUGGCCUGAAAGCUCGCCUCUCUCCAAGCAUGUAUGACGAUCGGCUAGACUGGUUGCGCAACAGGAGGACUUCCGGCUGCGCGACAUGGCUGUUCCAGGAUGAGAAGUUUUGCGAAUGGCUCGACAUCUCAAAAAGCACCGUCGUUUGGAUCUGGCUACAGGGAAUUCCGGGAGCAGGAAAGACGUAUCUGACUGCUGCGGCUAUUGAGCACACGAGGGAGCAUCACCAAGCCCUCUUCGCGUUUGCGACUCAUGCGAACAACAGUAGCUUUUCGGCGUUUUCGAUUCUUCAAUCCCUCAUGUUUCAAGCUGCUGAGGAUGACAAGGACUUUCAGACUCUCUUGGUUGAGUCACAAGAGCGCGAGCUUCAAGGAAACACGGGUUAUAUCGUGGGCUUGCUAAAAACGUUUCUUGCGACCUCUGGAUCUAUAUUCAUCAUUAUUGACGGGCUGGAUGAGAUGGAAGAGUGCGAGCGCCAGAUUCUCUUGCACCGAUUAACCGAACUCUCCAAAGAGUGCAAGGACCUCCGACUUCUCAUCUCCAGCCGAUCUGAGGACGACAUCUCCAGGAGGCUCGAGGACAGGGCCACCACAAUUCGAGUUGAUGACAGGAACUCGGGCAGUAUUCAGAUCUAUGUGGAUCAGAGGUUUGAAGAAUGGAUGGCCAGCCGGCAUUUCAAUCCAGCCACGAAAAAAGAGCUCCUCCAGUUCAUCUCGCCGUUGUCGGCAAAAGCAAAUGGCAAGUCUCCAUUCAUGAACAGCAUUGAAGAAAUUCGAUCUGAGCUCAAAGCACUUCCAAACGAUUUGGAGGGCGCAUACCACCGCAUUUUCCGUCGCAUAAACAAACUAAGACCGCAGCUUCGAGCCAAAUGCCGAAAGAUAUUGGGCUGGAUCGGGAGCGCCCCGGUUCCUCUAACAGCGCUUGAGAUGGAACAGGCGUUAUCCAUUGAUUCGAAUCUGGAGAAAGAGCUCAGUGAGCCACCUCAGCUCGUCACAAAUGUCAGCUUCGUGCAGAUGUGUGGCCCUAUCAUUGAGGUUGUGGAUGAGAAGCUACAGUUUGUUCACUUCACUGUCCACGAGUACAUAUUCAGCAAUGAUAUCCGGCACUAUAUUGACAAGUCAUUUUCUGCCCAAGAACUGGCUUUGACACUUCUUGCCUACCUUGGCUCAAGCAUCAUGGAUGUGGACCUUGACGACGAGGACAUACAAGAGAACAUCCUGACCGGGAAAUAUCGACUCUUUGAGUAUGCGGCAUUGUUCUGGCCCAAAUUGGUCUAUGAAACAAAUGACCGAGAACAGCGUCCAGCCCAUCUUCGAGAGCUGCUGGAUAGACUAAUGCAACGAGGGAGAAACUAUCGUUUUAAAGGUACCACAGAGCGUCUGAAACCUCUCAUCAAGAACUCUUAUUUGCAGCGGAAAUGCCCGGAAGCCCUCGCGAUGGUCUGCGAGGCCUUGCAGUUUCACUUGGACGACAGGCGAUAUGACUGGAACUGGAGCAAUAGCGAGACAUGGGUCGACCUAGAUCCCCUGACUACUUCACAAAUGUUGGUACGAAUCCAAGAACAGCACGAGUCUCUAGCACUCAAUCCGACGCGCGUGGCAUCACUGCACUCUCACUACGGCGCCGGCCUGCUCAGGUGCAGGUUUGCGUUUUGUGAGCACAGCUAUCGAGGCUUCCAAACCAGCCGCGAUCGAGAAGACCACAUCAAAACUCAUGGAAGGCCGUGGAAAUGCUCCAUCCCCAACUGCGACUUUUCCUCCAUUGGAUUUUCGUCCAAGGCGACGCGCGACCAGCACUGGCUGAAGCUUCAUCUACCUAAUGCAAGCCAACUCAAUACGGGCCCCGAUGAGUUUGACAACCUGGAUGUGGCCGAGGCCCAGCCCAUCCUCUUCGGCCUUGUCAUCGAAGGCGAUGCCGACGGUGCCAGGCGCUUGCUCUCAGCCCCAGGUGGGAAACAGCUCAAGGCCGAAGUCAUCGACUCUGCCCGCUGUCUUGCGGCCAAAGAGGGCUCCCUGGCAUUGACACAGCUCCUUGCACCGGUAGGAGAGACUGGCACACCACGGAUCAUCGUGACGUCUGCCAUCCAGAGCGAAGAUGUUGAGUUCGCCAAGUGGGCCAUCUCGACAUCUCAGCCAGAGGACCGUGUUAAAAUCAUGAAGGUCGCACUUGGUUCCAAAUCCGAGGAGAUCUACAGCCUGUGGGAAGACUACCUGCUCAAUGUGCCACACCUGGUGCCCGAGUUAUCAAUACAUGGCGAAAAGAGUUCGUUUGAUGUGCUUUUCAACCGGACACUCUUCACUGGUAUCAAGAACGACCCUCUGAAGGAAGCCAGGGUGAAGCACACGUUGCGCAAGCUGGCAGAUAGAAUACCACCCGCUCUGCUAGGAUCUCUGCUCGUAAGCGUCGCCAAGUCAAGCUGCUCCCUCUCCCUAGCAGAGGAGCUGCUAGCCUUGGGAGCUCCCAUCGACUAUCCAAACCAGGCCAGGAGAGCGAGCAUGACGGCGCUGCAAAUCGCUGCGAAAAAGACUACCAAGGAAGCGGCCCUACUCAUGCAAUACCUCAUCCUCAAUGGAGCAGAUCCGAACCCGAUGCCAUGGAUACAUCUUCGCCCCGGGAAAGAAAAAGGCGCAAGAGGCAUCGCCCAGUAUGUGGGCAGGACGUGGGACGAACUGGUGGAGGCUGGUGCUGAGGCCAGAUCUGAGUUACAGCAGAGGAUGUGCGUGGGUGUUCAUUCGCGAAGGUAG